Molecule: messenger RNA, 1121 nt
Organism: Porites evermanni
Lineage: Eukaryota; Metazoa; Cnidaria; Anthozoa; Scleractinia; Poritidae
Source: the annotation of a GenBank genome assembly
AAAUCUACACUCGGCCAUGGUUUUCCCGGUAUUCCAGGUUCAAAUGGAAUGCCUGGAAUACCCGGGGCUCCAGGACCGCAAGGACCCCAGGGAAGGGAAGGUGUAAAAGGACAAAUAGGUGAUAAGGGAUCACAAGGAAUGCCGGGUCCAAGAGGAGACAGAGGGCGCGAGGGGCCUCCUGGGAAGAGUUGUCCGACAGGAAUAAAGGGUAUCAAAGGUGAACCGGGACUUGUGGUAAUAAAAGGAGAGCAAGGAGUUGCAGGAAUGAAAGGAGAGCGAGGCAUUGUGGGAAAUCAAGGAAGAAAAGGAGGCAAAGGAGAGAAAGGAGAAAGUGUCAAAGCAAGUCAAGCGAGUGUAGUACCACAAACCAACUGGAAACAAUGUGUGUGGAAAUCAAACAGCGAUACUGAUAACGGAAAGAUUAAGGUAAAUAAGAAUUUUGGUUUAUACGAGACCUCAGUACAAGUAUCCCAUGCAGAAGUACACCUCAAGAAAUAAAAACGAGGGCAAUUAGCUUUAUGUUCCCUUUCACUAGGCUUCUCAUCCUUCAAUUACGUUAAUCCUGCUUAAGCGGGUUCUUUUAUUUCCUUACUAUACACAGAACUACUUCAUAUUUCACAAGCUGUACCGACCUAAAUGCAAUAUAUGUUAUACCUGUAGUGUGUAUAUUAUUAAGCGUACCUUGUAUGACCUUCAAACACCUGACUAUGCACCACAAAGUCGGAAACUACGACAUUUUACUCGUCUUUUCUCUCUUACAGGAGUGUACUUUCAACAAGUUGGCGUCCGAUACAUCGCUCAAAGUCUCAUUUCAAGGAAACAUGAGGGUCAGGGGUAGUAUUCGGUGUAGCCGGUGGUAUUUCAAGUUCAAUGGAAACGAAUGCAGUGGACCAAUGACGAUUGAGGCUCGUGUCUACAAUCACUGGCCGUCCGGUAAUACCAAUAAUAAUCAGCUGAAUCAUCGGUCAUUUGAGGGGUACUGUGAAAACAUUCCACAAGGGGCGGUUAGAGUGGAAUUAUGGGUAGGACAGUGUGGUAGCCGAACCUUGAGUGAUGCUUACACUGGGUGGGAAUCAGUGUCUCGGAUAUUGAUUGAGGAAGUAUCUAGGCCCCAUGGAUAA